GGCAUUUCUACUUUUCAAUGUCAAUAUAUGUGAUUAUCCACAUUUGCAUUUUUUAUUAUUGCUGUUCUUAUAUAUUUUGUUUUAAUAAUUCCAGAGUUUCUUUUAUUUUUAUUUUUUUUUAGUUUUCGCAGCGCCUCACAGCAUGUGGGCGGCAGAUGGGAUCUUAGUUCCCCAACCGGGGAUUGAACCCAGGCCCCCUGCAGUGGAAGUGCGGAGUCUUAACCACUGGACCGCCAGGGGAAUCCCCACAUAUUUUUUAAAACUCAGAUUUUUUUUUUCUAAAAUGAAAUAAAAUAAAUGUGCUCAGUGAUCAAAAGGAAAAAAAAAGAGUUCCAUCUCUUGCUGCCAAGGAGGGAGGUGUGUGUAUGAAUAGGGCUUUCCCAUUUUUUUUGCCAUUUUCCUGAUGACUAAUCCUAAGGACAAUCCCUGCUCCUAACAUGGGCUACGUGAGCUUGAAGUUCACUAAACGCUUCGACUUUCUUUUUGAAUUGAUGCCUCACCACUGCCCCUCUACCUAGCCAGACAAGCAUGGCUUUCCCACUUUUCAGAUGAGGUAAGUGAAGCUCCCAGAGAGAAAGUGACUAGCUCAAUCCACAGGCAAGUAGAUGCCAAGGCUCGGACUCCAGAAUGGAACUGGAGUGUUCUAUUUACCUAGGCGAUCUGGUUGCCCAGCACUUGGAGGCUUCCACCUCCAGAAGCCCAGACACCUCGCUAGUCCCUCUUGUGCCACAGAGGACAGGUCUCCCUGAGCUGUGACCCUGCUCCCACAAGGGAGUAGUCCCUGCAGUCUCCUCCCCAACCCAGGUGCUCUCUGGCUCCCCCAGGAGGAGAGGAUGGCCUACGAACAAUCAGUCGACAUCUCUAACCUCAACACGUCAAUGUUCAAGUGCCCAUGGCUGGAAUAUCCAGAAAGGACCAAAGAACUCAGAAGAGCCACAGCUCCUGUUCUCCUGCCCUUGUCCUGCCACCAGAUGCCAAAGGAAGAGUUUCCCCCAAGUCCAGAGUGCUGGAGGCAGCACCCGAGCAAGCCAAACUCUGUACCUUACUGCUACUCCAAGCAGCCUGAGAUCUACACGCACUGGCACACCCUGUAUAAUCAGCAAAAGAAACGAGAGGCCCAGAAGAUACUGUGGAAAAUGAGAGCUCACCCUAGGUACCUCAAAGAGGGUACCCUCAUCCAAAAACUCCAUCUCCCAAUGAGCAAGCUGAUUAUAAAACCUCAGAUGGAAUCCAAGCCCUUAGACCCUACUGGGGACCCGCUGAAGUGGCAAAGAUUAAAGGAACUCACAGAAAGCCUGAAAUCUCCCAGAGAGGAUGAGCAGCUCUAUGCAGCACAGGCUCUGGGGUGCCUGGGCGUCAGAGACAAGUUUAUCAUGGAAGCACUAUGGCAGGUGGCCCAAACUGGCCCAGAGAAAGUGAAGUAUGAGGCCUGUCAAACCCUGGCCAUCCUGGGUUGCCUGAAUAAACAUGUGAUCCAAGCUCUCAUCAAGCAGCUGAAGGGGCAAAAUGAGGGGCAAAGGAUGGGUACUCUGACAGCGCUACGGGUGGCUCUGAACUCCUGGGCUGCUGUCCCCAAAGACCAGAGGACUCAGGUCGAGGAUGGAGAGAAGCUGGUGCCUGUGCUGCAGACGCUGAUAAAGAAGUCAGGGAACAAGGCAGCAGUGGAGGCGGCCCUGUGCUUGGGGUUCCUGAGGCCCUGUAGCAGCACAGCCCGAGAGUACUUGCUGCAGUGCCUGCACCAAGGGCCGAAGACCCAGCAGAUGCAGGCACUCAGUAUGCUGGUCAAGAUAAUGGGUGUGCACUCAGCCACGGUCAUCAGGAUCAUCCUAGACCAGCUGUGCUCUUCCAGUGUCCUUGAGCACCGUUUUGAAGCCAGCCAGAUGCUCAAGACCAUUGGGCUGGAACAGAUCCAGGCACAGGGCCUGGAAGGACUCACAUUUGACCUGCUCAGGAGGAAGACGUAUAAUGAACCCUUCUUCGCUAUGAGGCAGGCUGUUGCUGAAACUGUGGAAGAGCUCAAGAUGAAGCCCACAAUGAUGAACUUGGUGGAGGCGCAACUGAUGAGCUCAAAUGCCACUGCACGCCAGGAAGCAGUCAUCUCUUUGGGCGUUCUGGGGAUCCGCAGCCCACGAGUGUUCCACUUGGUCCUAGACAUGCUGGAUGUGGAAAAGAGCCCGUCUGUGAAAAAAAGCCUACAAGAAACGUUAAUUCUUUUGGCCUCAAUUGAUCCCUGGAUCCAAAACAAGCUGAAGAACAAGGUUCUCUUUGUAUAUGAAGUGCCUAAGACCAGCAUGAACGUAGAGCUCACGAGGUUCCGGAAAGAGCCUGAGAAACCAGAAGAGUUAAAUAUCCAAGACUUUCAACUUGCACAGCUGAACCCCUUGUUUCUUACAAAGUCCAGUGCCACGUCAGACCAACAGAAGAAGUUAAAUGCCCAGAAAGGGUCUGGUACCUCUGCCUUUCCAUCCUGUUUCUCUAAACCACAAAAACACAAGCCACAGGCCACAGGGUCCUGGACACGAGGGAUCAGGAAGCAGCUCCGGAUCCUUGCUGAGACCUCCAAUUAG
Physeter macrocephalus (sperm whale) is the source of this 2567-nucleotide messenger RNA. RefSeq names its product HEAT repeat containing 9 (gene HEATR9). The coding region runs from base 834 to 2567 and encodes 577 amino acids. The record is from RefSeq and is a predicted model, not a curated record. Lineage: Eukaryota; Metazoa; Chordata; Mammalia; Artiodactyla; Physeteridae. The transcript has 15 exons.